This is a messenger RNA of Arachis stenosperma, 537 nucleotides long. RefSeq lists its product as uncharacterized. The coding region runs from base 1 to 537 and encodes 178 amino acids. The record is from RefSeq and is a predicted model, not a curated record. The transcript has a single exon. Lineage: Eukaryota; Viridiplantae; Streptophyta; Magnoliopsida; Fabales; Fabaceae.
AUGGAUUAUUAUAAUCUUUUGCAUGAGACAUUGGCAAAAGGUAAUGAAGAAAUGAGAGGUAAUAAUAUUUCCAUGUCAAAUCAAAAUAGUUCUAUCAUUUGUCCCAAGCCAAGAAAAGUUGGGAUUUUUGUUACCAUCCCCAGAAGGCAAUUAAGAGUAGAAAAAUUAUGUCAUGAACAACAAAAUGAAGGGUGUGAUUCAAAACUUGGGGUAGAGCUUCUGGACACAAUAUCCAAGGAGAAUAAUUAUUACAUUGAAACACCAUCACCAAACCCAUUUUUUCUCAGGUCCCCUCCUAUUAGAGCAUCUAAUCCUUUGAUCCAAGAUGCUCAAUUUGGAUACCAAAAGUACAUUGCUUCUCCUCAAUCAAUAAAACAUGUAAUUUUACCAUCUCCCAUUUCUUCGCCAUCGGCAAGAUCAGGGUUAUCAUCUCCGUCAUCGUUGCACAAAGGAGGGUGCACUGUCGUGAUGAAAUUUGGAAGUAAAUCAGCUGCGGUCAAAGUAAUAGGAUUUGAUUGUCACAUUACAGUUGCUUGA